GUUCGACGCCCGCCGACCCAGGCCGAGUCCCGGCCCGCGGCGGACGUGGACUUCGUAAUCCAUUCCUAGGAGGGCAGCAUGGGAGGGUCCGGGGUGGGAGACCAGGCGGAGCUCGGAACCCAAGUCCCUCAGCCUCAGCCUCCAGGCGGGGUCGGGGCGAGCAGGGAGGCGACCGGAAGCGCGCGCGCCGCCCUCUGGGAGGUGUAGUUCGACACCUUUGCUCAGAGGCAGUUCGGUGCAUGGCGGCCACGGCCUUUGUCCUCCGUCCGACGGAACAGCCUGCGGAGGAGCUGGCUCUUCCUGCCAGAGGCCCGGGGAAGAGGGAAUGACCGCCAGGCUCCUCUCUGCCAGGGACCCGGAGCAAGUGACUUUUGAGGACGUGGUCGUGGACUUCACCCAGGAGGAGUGGGGGCAGCUGGAGCCGGCCCAGAGGACCCUGUACCGAGAUGUGAUGCUGGAGACCUUUGGGCUCCUGGUCUCUGUGGACUUGGAAGCUAGACCCCAAACCAAACUAUCAACUGCAAAGCAAGACAUAACUGAAGAAAUACCCAGCAAUGCCCUGGUAAAAAGCUUCCUCUGGGAAAGUCUGUGGCACUCUAAGGGUGAAGAUGCUGAGGGCCCCUGGGAGCAAAGUUGCAAGAGGCCAGACAGCCAUGUGGUGCACGUGGCCUUCAUGCCUGUGAAGACACCCACUCAGGAGCAGCAGCAGGGGAAUGGGUUUGGGGACACCUUGAGUCUGAGCACUGAUCUCCCAAUUCAACCAAUGACUCCUGAAAGGCAAGGCCCUCCCAUGUGGGGAACACAUGGAAAAAGGGGGAAUCUGCACUCAAAUGCUCAGCAGAAAAUCUCUGCAAAAGAGAAAUUCUACAAAUGUCAGGAAUGUGGAAAGGCCUUUAGUCACAGCUCAGCACUCAUUGAACAUCACCGAACACACACGGGGGAAAGACCUUAUGAAUGUCACGAAUGUGGGAAAGGCUUCCGAAAUAGCUCAGCACUUAGCAAACACCAGAGAAUCCACACUGGUGAGAAGCCUUACAAAUGCACUCAGUGUGGAAGGACCUUCAACCAAACUGCCCCACUGACCCAGCACCAGAGAACUCACACGGGUGAAAAGCCCUACAAGUGCAGUGAAUGUGGGAAAUCCUUCAGUUUUAGGUCCUCCUUCAGCCAACAUGAGCGGACGCACACGGGUGAGAAGCCCUACACGUGCAGUCAGUGCGGAAAGGCCUUCCGACAAAGUAUCCACCUCACCCAGCACCUGCGAAUCCACACUGGAGAGAAACCCUACCAGUGUGGAGAGUGUGGCAAGGCUUUCAGCCACAGCUCAUCCCUGACCAAACACCAGCGGAUCCACACUGGGGAGAAACCAUAUGAGUGCCAAGCAUGUGGAAAAGCCUUCACCCAGAUCACACCAUUGAUUCAGCAUCAGAGGACACACACAGGCGAGCGGCCAUAUGAGUGCAGCGAGUGUGGCAAGGCCUUCAGCCAAAGCACACUCCUGACCGAGCAUCGGAGGAUCCACACAGGAGAGAAGCCCUAUGGGUGCAAUGAGUGUGGGAAGACCUUCAGUCACAGCUCGUCACUCAGCCAGCAUGAACGGACACACACGGGGGAGAAGCCCUAUGCAUGCAGUCAGUGUGGGAAGGCCUUCCGGCAGAGCACACACCUCACUCAACAUCAGAGGAUCCAUACUGGGGAGAAACCUUAUGAGUGCGGUGACUGUGGCAAGGCCUUCAGCCACAGCUCGUCUCUGACCAAACAUCAGCGGAUCCACACCGGGGAGAAGCCCUACGAGUGUAACGAGUGUGGCAGAGCCUUCAGCCAGCUGGCUCCACUCUUUCAGCAUCAGAGGAUCCACACAGGAGAGAAGCCCUAUGAGUGUAAUGAGUGUGGCAGAGCCUUCAGCCAGAGCUCCCUCCUCAUAGAACACCAGAGGAUUCACACUAAGGAAAAGCCCUAUGGGUGCAAUGAAUGUGGAAAAUCCUUCAGCCACAGCUCUUCACUCAGCCAGCAUGAGAGAACACACACAGGGGAAAAGCCCUAUGAGUGCCAGGAUUGCGGAAAAUCCUUCAGGCAGAGCACCCACCUCACUCAGCACCGGAGGAUCCACACGGGAGAGAAGCCAUAUGAGUGCAGGGACUGUGGGAAAGCCUUCACACACAGCUCCUCCCUUACCAAGCACCAGAGAACUCAUACUGGGUAGUGCCACUCCACAUGUGCUGGGACACGGGAAAGCCUUAAGCCAUAGCGCACUGCUUACUAGAUAUGACCCAAUCACACCCCUGAGAAACAGCACAAACAUACACAAGUCUUCACACACAUCACAUUGCUCAGAAUCCCUCAGAGUUCAUACUGAUGGAAAUGAUUGUGGGAAUACUGAGUUCUUGGUCCUCCAUCCCUGGAUAUCAGAUCAUCCAGCCAGUAGGGUUGUGUGGAGUUAGUCACUGUUGAGGACCUUCUGCCAUGAGUGCCCGCUAAGGCCUCAUUGUAGAACCUACAAAAGAGAAAUGGAAAAAGACAUGGGUCUAGGGUGGCUUCUAAGGAUUCCCCCUAAUCCAAACCAGACAUUUUCAAAGUGGUGAGAAACUCAACAAAUGCAUUUCAAAAAACAAAAA
This is a messenger RNA of Phacochoerus africanus (Common warthog), 2615 nucleotides long. RefSeq names its product zinc finger protein 135 (gene ZNF135). The record is from RefSeq and is a predicted model, not a curated record. The transcript has 4 exons. NCBI's taxonomy places the organism in Eukaryota, Metazoa, Chordata, Mammalia, Artiodactyla, Suidae. Gene Ontology annotation, biological process: regulation of DNA-templated transcription. The coding region runs from base 326 to 2203 and encodes 625 amino acids.